Molecule: messenger RNA, 1374 nt
Organism: Plasmodium gallinaceum
Lineage: Eukaryota; Apicomplexa; Aconoidasida; Haemosporida; Plasmodiidae
Product: monocarboxylate transporter, putative
Exons: 2
Coding region: 1-1374 (457 amino acids)
Biological process (GO): transmembrane transport
Molecular function (GO): transmembrane transporter activity
Source: RefSeq, a predicted model, not a curated record
AUGAAAAAAGCAGAAAGUUCGAAUAGUUCUUCAAAAUAUAAAAUAAUUCUAGGAGGUUUUUUGAUACAUUGUACUUUAGGUAGUAUUUAUUGUUUUUCCAAUAUUAGUGUUUAUAUUAUAUCUUAUAUGAAAAUUAUAGGAUGUUCUAGUGUUAAAUAUAAAGAUAGUAGUUGGAUAUAUGUGUUAACAUUAAUUUUUCAAUGUUUCUUUGGUUUUUUUGGAGGAAUAUUAAAUCAAAAUUUAGGACCUCAAAUUAGCGUUUUAUUAGGUGGAUGGUUAAUGUGUUUGGGGAUUUUAUUAUCAUAUUUUACUGUAUUUAAUUUCUAUUUAUUUUUGAUGACUUAUGGAAUAUUGUGCGGAAUAGGUUGUGGAAUUGCAUAUCCUAUUCCUUUAUCCGUUGCAGUUAAAAAACAUUACGACUACAAAGGGGUGAUAAGUGGAAUUAUAUUCAUAGGAAGAGGAUUGUCUGUUUUUAUUAUAUGCCCUUUACAAAAUUAUUUUAUAAAUAAAUAUAAUUAUAUGCCAGAUUAUAUACCAGAAAUGGAAGAUUCAGGUGAAAAAUAUUUUAGUAACUUAGAUAUAUUAAAUAAAGUUCCCUAUUUAUUUAUAUAUGAAGGGAUUUUUUUUGCUAUAAUUCAAUUUAUUGGUGCUUGUUUAAUUUCUGAUUCAAAAGAGAAAUCUAAGGAAUUUAUGACAUUUACUGAUAAAAACAGUAAACUCUUAUAUUUUGAUGAGAAAAGUUUUUCCAACAAAAAUAAUGGAAUAUCAAAUUCUAUGAAAACUUUAUCGAAUACGUCUAAUUUUUCUUACAAAGAAACUAGCAAUACGUUUAUUAAUCGUAAUUUUAUAUUAAUUUGGCUAAUGAUUUUUUUUAAUUGGCAAGCAAUUUCCUACACCCAAGUGUUUUGGAAAAUAUUUGGAUUAAAUUAUUUAUAUAUUGAUGAUAGAUCUUUAUCCAUAUUAGGAGCUGUAUCUUCUCUUUUUAACAUAUUUGGAAGACUUUUUUGGGGAUUGAUAAGUGACUUAACUAAUUUUAAAAUAGCCUUAAUAUUAAUGAGUUUACUGAUGAGUUUUUUAACAGUUACAUUAACAUUGUCAGGAUUAUAUGGAAUAAUAACAUACUCUAUUUGGGUAUGCCUUAUUUUUUUUUGUCAUGCAGGAACUUUUUCAAUAUUUCCAUCUAUAACUGCACACACAUUUGGAACAAAAAAUUUUGGUCCAAUAUUUGGUCUUCUUUUUACUGCAAGAGCAUUUUCUAGUAUUAUUAAUGCGAUGAUUUCAGCUGUCUUGUUAAAUAAUAUUGGAAAUAUUGCAAUGUGUGCAAUAGUUUCCAUAUCAUCUUUUGUGAGUAUUAUGCUAGCAGUAGUUUUUUAA